Molecule: messenger RNA, 859 nt
Organism: Blepharisma stoltei
Lineage: Eukaryota; Ciliophora; Heterotrichea; Heterotrichida; Blepharismidae
Source: the annotation of a GenBank genome assembly
AUGAUAAGGCAUAGCCUAAUUCUCCCCCUAAUUUUAGAACAAAAUAUAGAUGGAAAAAAAUUAAUUUAUAACAUAAUUUAAUUGCAAAGUUGAAGUAGAAUAUUAUUUAAACAAUUUUCACAUUGAAUCAAUUAAAUUUUUAAAUUAAUUCUUCAUAAAAUGAAAUAAAUUCAAAAAAUAUUGCAUUAAAAUUUCCUAUUUAAUUUCUAAAAACUGUAAAAUAGUACUUUAAAUUGGAGCAGGUGCUUUGUUCCCAUUUAAAGGGGGAAAUAAGGUGCUUCUCUGCAAUUCCUGAACACAAGCUAUUUUACACAAAUAGUAAUCCCCAUCAGCUAAGAACGAGCUAUAUUUUAUCUACAAUUGGUGCAUCAGCUAUAACUGGGCUAGUUUUUUACAUAUCACAUGGAGUUCCAGAAUUAAUGCAUGCUGGACUUAUACUUGCAGUAUGGAGUGGUCUUGGAAUGAAUUUUUACUCAUAUAAUGCCAUCAAAAAUGAAAUAGCUUUAAAGAUUUCAUUAGAAGAAGACUCACAAUCUCUAAUUGUCGAGCUUCCAACUGGGACUGUAAAAAUACCUAAAAACUCUAUUAACCUCAACUAUCAUAUACAGGAAUUCUUUGCUGUUUAUAAUAAUUAUUUUUUAUAUUAAAAUUAUUUUUAUAAAAUUUACUGUAUUUUUUCCCUAUUAAAGUAAGGAGAUUUAGUAUUUGCAAAGAGUCACCUUUUCCAAAUGAUUGAAAGACUUUUCGUAAAAUUGAUUAUGGAGACAGCUCGUUUUAUGUUUCUUACUUUGGAAAAGUUCACGAUGAAAAAUUGAUGAAAGAUAAUAUAGGCGAUAUCAUUCCAAAAUACAACUUCUAA